CGAAGCAGGUAUUGUAAGCUCCUAAAGGAUGUUCUGCGCCAUGAAAGAGAAACAAAACUACAAAACCUGUUCCCAGUUUCUGGUCGAAUGAAGUGAAGUGCGCUGAGGUUUCAAAGGAAGAUAUCUGCUGACAAAAUUCAUUACAAACUAACAGAGGAGUCCGUUUUAUUCAGGUGUUCGUUCAUUUAAAGAAGAGAACAUGAAUUGUAUUCCUCUCGUCCUGCUUCUCUUUGGUUUGAGCUCAACGCUAGCACAGAAUGCAACAUCUCCAAAUACUACAACACAAUCUUCGACAACUUCGACAACACAGACUACAAGUAAAGCACCGACUACAACGCCACGUCCAAGUUGCGAGAGCAAGAAUGGUACAACCUGUGAGGAAUGCUUGGCAUAUGUGGAUUGUCUGUGGUGCAUUCCAACUAAAACAUGUUUAACGUACCCAGCCAAAACCAUCCUGCCCCCCAAUUCCCUCUGCCCACUGAAUAAUGCUCGAUGGGGCCUUUGCACAAUAAACUUCCAGAUUUUGAUCAUUACAUUGUCAGUGGCUGCAGCGCUGCUCAUCAUUGGUUUUUUGCUGUGUAUUUUCUGUUGCUGCAAGUGUGAGAACAUUGGAUCUGCUCGAUUUCAAAACAGGAUGAACCGGCAAUCAGACAAGACAAAAACAAAACAAGAGCAGAGAAAAACUGAGUUGAAGAUUAGACAUGAUGAGAUCCGACAAAAAUAUGGUCUCAGCAGGGCAAGUCCUUACGCCAGAUUUGACAAUCCAAGCUAAAAUGAUGGGUGCACUGUUUUAAAGAUGAAUACUUUGACUAUCUGCUGCCUAUUUGAAAAUGAUUACAAUAGAUGAAAUCAUAUGACUCCACUGUGCUCAAACUGAUGAUUUUCAGCUUAAGUAAAAUUCAGCUUAAUGUCAUUUCUGUUAAUUUAUUUUAUUUACUACAAUUUUCCACAAAGUAUUCAAUCAAUGUAACCCCCCACCAUAAUAAUAUGAAAGUAACUUUAUAUAUAUAUAUAUACAAUCAAAAUAUUCUUUGUAAAAGUAUCUAUCUCUCUCAUCUGAAGCCAAAUGAGCAGCUGAGGUUUGGAACAGAGUGAAGGAUUGCAUAUUAGUCCAUGACUGUUUUUCAUAGCCUAAUAUAUAUCAUAA
Molecule: messenger RNA, 1147 nt
Organism: Sinocyclocheilus grahami
Lineage: Eukaryota; Metazoa; Chordata; Actinopteri; Cypriniformes; Cyprinidae
Product: pituitary tumor-transforming gene 1 protein-interacting protein-like
Exons: 7
Coding region: 200-772 (190 amino acids)
Biological process (GO): protein import into nucleus
Cellular component (GO): cytoplasm; nucleus
Source: RefSeq, a predicted model, not a curated record